This is a messenger RNA of Cyclocybe aegerita, 3198 nucleotides long. The record is from the annotation of a GenBank genome assembly. NCBI's taxonomy places the organism in Eukaryota, Fungi, Basidiomycota, Agaricomycetes, Agaricales, Hemipholiotaceae.
AUGACCACCAUCCGGGCAGCUGCCAUUGCCCGCCUCCACACAAUCCUCGCAGCCUCUGCCUUCUCCUCCGCCCUCAUCAUCGGCUGCGCGCUGCACUACCGCAAGAUCGUCAAGAAUGGCGUCGCCGGCUAUCCCCAGGAGUGGUUUCCCUCGGUGUCUUCAACGAUCGGGGACUGGUAUCCUGAGCGGAAUAUCUUCCAGAUUCUCAUAGCACUCACGUCAGGUCGCCCGCGUUUCGCACUCGUGUUCUUCCAAUACUUCCUACAUCACUCAACCACAUCUUCUCUACCCACCUUCGUCUUUCUUUCCGGGAUCAUACGGACGCUCUCCUGCGGAGGAUGGGUCUACAUCACGUCAAGCGACGACCAUGACAUCCACGACUUCAUGAUGAUCCUCUACAUCGUGUGCAACGUUCCCUGGAUGCUGUUGGGCAUCACCACGACACCCGCAGCCCGAGUUUCUGUUCGCAGGAAACGGAAACUUGUCUCUGGCGCGUUCUUUGCGACUAUCGUGCCCUUGGUGUACUUCUUCAUCCAGCACAAAGUGAACCGAAUACCAGGAGCCUACACCCGUUACGCGUUCUUUGAAUGGGGUCUUAUUUUCCUCGACGUCUCCUACGACUCUAUCUCGGAGCAGGAGUUCAGCGAAAUAUCUCUCGCUGGUCUUGUUGACGGUGCUACCAAAGUAACGCGUGCCGAAUCCAUACCAUCUGAACUAUCUGCCAAAUCCGUCGACACGAAAUUAGCUCCUGCUGCAGAAACGCUUGCCAAAGCGGAUAAACCACUUGCCGAUGCAGUUCAUGCCGCCCUUGACCCAGUCCCUGAAAAUCAUCAAGAAGAUGAAGACGAAGACGAAGACUCGCUAUUUGUCGACGAUGUACCGAUCUGGAGAGAUGCCUCAGCGUUUGUCUCAGAUGUGUAUCUUUCGUACAUGUUCUGGACUCUCUUCACUGCCCUUAUACCCACCUUGUUCUACUUCUCAGUCUGGAAACUGGGAAUUGCAGGCAACGAACUUGCUUUGCUCUCUGUGCUCUCGCCUUUACUGCUCUCAAUUUCUUCGCCGUACAAUUACAUCUUCAAUCCGUCGACUCUAACUCCGACUCCGGUGCCACCCCUUCUUGCUUAUACAAAGUUGCGUCGUGGACAAACUGUCCUUCAUUUUAUGUCUCUUGUUGGUAUUUUAGCAUACUUUGUUCCCAGUCCUGGUGAGAGACUGGUUCUCGUGUCUCUUGGGAACAUCAUUGGAGUGAUGAGGGAAGUCGUUGCUUGGUCUGGGAUUGUCCAAGGCGGGAAGGAUGUAGGAUAUCAAUCCAUCGGUAUAAUUUUCAACGCUUUUGACUGUGAGACGAGAUUGCUGAUUGCUGUCGUUCUUCAAGUGCUGGGAUUGGGUGCCACUCUGGCCUCAGUUCUGAAACAGGCCAAUAGGUCCAAUAACCCUGUUUGGCCGUUUAUCAACUACAAAGCCGACGGGUGGAACAAAACCGGCAUCUUCCUCGCCCUGCUCGCCAUCUACGAAUACGCUACUCGACCUAUACCUAAACCCCAGCACACACCACCACCUCUUCCUUCCCAAAAACUUCAACCUCGGCCCAGCGUCUUCCUAAGUGCCUUGCCUCUCGGCUCGCUCCUCUUCUGCAUACACAACCUCCUCUCCGACUCGAGCACUCUCAUCGCAUGGUCCUGGACAGGCUACGAGAACCGGCUCCCUCGCGGGCCCGUCCCGCACCUGCAUGGCUCAGUGACCAUCGGCGCCAUGGUCCUCGGCACGUUUAUCGCGCUGUGGUCCGUAACUCGCCUUAAACAGAAACCCAACCCUUUCGCGACCCAGGCUUGGUUCAUGUUCGGCGCUGGUAGUGCAUACGUGAUGUAUGCGUACCGAAACUGGACGGGGUAUGUGGGUGGGUUGGGCCAGGCGGUGUUCUUGAUGACGAUUUUGCCGCUUGUAUUCCAGAAAGCGGCGGAUGCAGCUGAGGGUGGCGAUGGUAGGGAGUUGAGGGUUGCGAAGGUGUACACGAUUGCGUUCGCAGUGUACUGUGUUCUUAACCUUGCGAGCGUGUUUACGGUCGCGUAUGCGUUUGUUCCUGGGGGCGUGUACUUUAGAGAACGGACUGACUUGGUGAUAAUCGUCCAAAUGGCUUGCCUGCUCCCCGCAUUCAACCUCGGAAUAUUCUCCACUGGCACAGCCACUUCUUCCCUCGCUCCUCUUACCACCAAGUUCAGAUCACAUAUCAUGGCCAUCCUUUCGCUCAUUUCGCUACUCUCCCUGCUGACGACGGUCUAUCGCGUCCCACGAAAUCCUCCACAACCAUUCAAGGCCGCUGCGACAGGUCCUAGGAUAAUUAAUACGGGUAUCUGGACGGUGCAUUUCGGCAUCGACAAUGAAGGCCAUGAUAGCCAGCGGGGUAUCAUGAAAUUAAUCACGGACAUGGAGCUGGAUGUUGUGGGCCUUCUGGAGACGGACUUGCAUAGAACUGCCUUUGGGCACCGCGACCUGACUCGACGAAUAGUUGAAGAGGCAAACUACUAUGUCGACAUUGGACCUGGACCAAACUCACACACCUGGGGCGCUGUUCUCCUAUCAAAGUUCCCUAUUAUCAGCACGACGCACCAUCUCUUGCCAUCUCCCCACGGCGAACUGGCACCAGCAAUAGAAGCCAUCCUAGAUGUAUACGGGACGGAAGUGCUCGCCCUUGUCUCGCAUAACGGCCAAGAGGAAGACCCGUUGGACAGAGAGCUGCAGAGUACGGAGCUGGCAAAGGUCCUUGCCGCUUCAACUCGACCUUCAAUAUUCCUUGGUUAUGUGGUGACGAAGCCGUACAGGCCUCGUCCGGACCCCUAUGGAAUCUUGGUCCUUGAGGGCAAUGUGCACGACAUUGAUGUUGAUGACGCAGAUCGAUGGUGUGAAUACAUCUUCUACCGCGGUCUGUAUCGUACUGCGUAUGCACGGAUUUCGCGUGGGAUCAUCACGGACACCGAGACGCAGAUCGGACAAUUCGUGCUUCCCCGACACGGACACAACGUCACGGAUGACAGCCUCCCCGCCCGCUACCUCAGGUCGAGGAAGGAGGAGCUUCCUGUAGAGCAUUGGUUACCGAUGGAAUACUACGGUGAUGCCAAUAAGGGCGGUGUGAACGGGCAUUAUUAUCAUGUCUUCGGCACGCCAUUGUACUACAAGCUACCUGAAGGUGCAAUUGUAUGA